Magallana angulata is the source of this 1740-nucleotide messenger RNA. RefSeq names its product tetraspanin-9-like. The coding region runs from base 239 to 1138 and encodes 299 amino acids. The record is from RefSeq and is a predicted model, not a curated record. The transcript is spliced from 9 exons. Lineage: Eukaryota; Metazoa; Mollusca; Bivalvia; Ostreida; Ostreidae. Gene Ontology annotation, cellular component: membrane.
AUUGAAACCGGUUAGAAUUUAUGCAGUAUGUAAAUUCCUUCUGUCGAUACGGUUUGGAUGAUUUUCAUGCGGGAGACAGACUUGUAAAGGUGGAGGUAACGGCGAUGGAUUCUUGCUAAGUAGUGGACGUCACGUUGGUUUGAAGUUUAUAAAACGUCUUAUCAGCGUUGACAUAAUACAACAACAGAGAAACAGUAACUAUGGAAGCUAGGGAGGAGACGGAGGGUCCACCUACAUCAUGAACCUGUUAGGAUCAGCUGGCGCCAUCUUCCUCAUCAUCCUGAACCUCGUGGUCAUACUCCUGGGCCUGGGUUUAAUUAUCAUCGGAUCCCUGGUGUACAAAGAAUCUGGGCUGGUCAAUGAUGACAUAUCCCCGGUACUGAAUGCCAUCACUGGCGGAGAUUUCACCCUCUCGGACCUCAUCAGGAUCAUCGCUGUCGUCAUCAUUGUCAUCGGGGUGUUCUCAUUCUUGGUCUCUGGCGCCGGAAUUAUCGGGACCUGCGGAAAGUUCCGACCAGUUCUUGUUGUCUAUAUGGUGAUAGUAUUUCUUUGUGGCGUCACAGAAAUUUUCGUUCUUGCUGAAGUAGCAAAAUUGAAGAUAAAGCUAAACAAUGCCAUUAAAGGAGAAUUGCUCAAAGUUUUGUCUUAUUACAAAGGCUACAACUUAGACCUAAUAUCCAUUGCUUGGAACCUCAUAUUCUAUUUGUUUGAAUGCUGUGGAGUAAACAAACAAUCGGUUGUAGAUGACUUCCAGUCGACAGCAUGGUCUAGAGGAAGUGACGUCAUACCAGGAUAUUGCUGCAGAGAAGCUACGCUUACAACGGCUGCAACCUUGAAUGGAACUUCUUGUACAAUGACCCCGACUGCACAGAAUGCAUAUAUGAAUUCUGGUUGUUACGACUUCUUGAACGACCGACUCACCAAGUACAGUGACGGGGUGGUAUCUGUCGCUUCCUUUAUCUUACUGACAGAGUUGAUGGCGAUCGUUGCAACCUUGAUCCUGUUUUGGCAAAUAACGGUUGACGUAGAUCACAAAAAGGCAGCAAAGAGAACCGGACGGGUGAUCGACAUGCCCGCUUCCGGCGGAGAUCAGCUACAGAUGGAGUCGGGUGUGGUGACUAGUACCGCUGUGGUGUGAUUCUAUUCGACCAUUUUAUGUCUACUUGAAACUGUUCUUGGGUGCUUUAUAUUUUUAUUUUACUUUUAACACAAAACAUAUCAAGAGACGAUGAAGUAGGGACACUUUCUUCAUCCUGCCAGUAUUAUUUUAUUUUUAAAACAGUUUCACCCUCAACCCGUCAAAAACAUGCACUUCUUUUUGUACAGUAGAAGUAAGCAUUUUCAUACCGAAUCAAACGACAAGUUAUUUUAGUAUUCUGCUGGCAUGUUCCAUGUAGCAUUUUCCUGUAGCAACUUGUUUUAGCAGUUAUUGAUGGAAUUGCUGAAAAUGCCAUCUGUUUUUAAUGUUAUGUAAUAAAAUGAUUUUCAAAAUAUGAAGUAUAUUUGAUUAUAUUUAAUCCAUUCAUGUUUUCUUUCAAUUGUUCAUUUAUAUGUAUUUUUCUAUUUAUUUGUAUUUUAACCAAAUUUGGCAUAGCUAGUCUUGGUAGUUACAUGUAGGGUUGAUAGAUGGCGGAAAACCAAUUUAGAGUAUUGAUGGAAAUACAGGUUCAAACCGUUUCUUGACAACCAUGAUAUCUUUAUAAUUCAAGAUGACAAAGCUAAUAAAUGUGGAUACAUUUG